GCAGUAGUUUUUUUUUAUGAUCCGCAGUUGGACAGUUGAAUGAAGUCAUUUAUCAAUGUCACACAAUCCCAUUUUUCCCCGUUUGGCCAUUAACAGACUUUCCACAGCAUUGACAACUGUGAGGCACUGGGAGAGCCAGUUGUACCAUGUCCUGCCUAACGAGUGUACUGCAGCUAUUGCAAGUGCUGACAACGAUUUCGGGCUGCAACAUCUACAAAUAUGUGCCACAAAAGCAGACAUUCCGGCUGAGCCCACAGUUGAAUUUGGCUGUGGGAGUAUGCCACGGCUUCUGGCUACGACCCUGGCUGUUGUCGAUCUUUGUAAUGUAUUCGAUAUUCUUCACCUAUGAGUUCGUAGAUGUUUUGGUGAAUUUGAAUCCGGGCAGUGACAGUGCAUUGAAUAUGUUCUACAUGGCAACGCGUUUCUUUAUGGGCAAUAAUACAAUUUUAAUUAGUUACUUUAUUGCCUAUUACUAUAUCUAUCAGCGGCGGCAGCUGCGGGACUUGCUCAACGGAUUUGUCCGGAUAUAUUAUAGAUACAGGGGAAUAUGCGGCCAGGAGCCCACCAUUAAUUGGUGUUUCUUUGUCAUACACAUUGUUAAAAUUGCUUCCGUGACCAUGCGACAAUCGCUACUCGACAUGAUCCCCUUCAUGUCCAGUAGCUCGAUUUUCUGUAUUUUCUUACGCAGCUCGGGGUAUCUUUUCGGCAGCAUUCAGCCAUUACUGAUGGGCGUGACUGCCCACUUGGGUAUUCUGAUCCUUUACUCUUGCUACGUUCUGCCCCCAUCCCGACCCAAUCGACAGAAGUUGAUCCAAUUGAUUGACUACUGCAAAAACCUGAUCGAGUUGCGACGAAAGUUUGAGUCGCUCAUCCGACCUCUGGUCUGGAUCUGCAUCAUGGAUGACUUUAUCUUCUUUGUGGGCACACUCCAUUUGUACUUGUAUGAGGAGCGCAUAUUGGGUCUCUAUUUCUACACUUUUGUAUUGGCAUUUUCCUAUCCGCUGUGUUUUGUCUACAUCAAUCUGGCCAUUGACUUUGCCCAAAGAGAGUUUGGACAAUUUAAGAAUAACUUCAAGCCCCAGCGUCAGUUGCAAAUGUUUUGGCUCUACCGUUUGGCGCUAUCAAACGGAGCGGACAAGAGCGAAUUUAAUGUAUUUCGCUUAAAUCGUGGCCACAUCUUGCAGGUCCUCAGCACUGGCUGGACGUGGGCCAUGUUUUCGAAUAGCAUUUACGUGAAUAGUACAGAAUUUCUGAGACAUAAGGAGAGGGUUCGGGAAAAGCGGCACUAGUGGAUUUUAUAUACAAAGUUCAUAGAGAGAUAGAUUGAUGAUUUUCGAGAGGAGUUUUUUGUAAUUUUUGACAAUGAAUUUUGUACUUUUGUAAUCUUUGAUAUAAAUAUAUGUUCCAUACUAUUUUGUCUGUAAUUCUUU
Drosophila guanche is the source of this 1430-nucleotide messenger RNA. RefSeq lists its product as uncharacterized. Lineage: Eukaryota; Metazoa; Arthropoda; Insecta; Diptera; Drosophilidae. The record is from RefSeq and is a predicted model, not a curated record. Bases 147 to 1289 code for a protein of 380 amino acids. The transcript is spliced from 2 exons.